Messenger RNA from Ilyonectria robusta, 498 nucleotides. Its product is annotated as 60S ribosomal protein L12. Gene Ontology annotation, biological process: translation. The record is from RefSeq and is a predicted model, not a curated record. Lineage: Eukaryota; Fungi; Ascomycota; Sordariomycetes; Hypocreales; Nectriaceae. Gene Ontology annotation, molecular function: structural constituent of ribosome; large ribosomal subunit rRNA binding. Gene Ontology annotation, cellular component: cytosolic large ribosomal subunit; ribosome. Bases 1 to 498 code for a protein of 165 amino acids. The transcript is spliced from 5 exons.
AUGCCUCCUAAGUUGGAUCCCAAUGAGGUGAAGGUCAUCCACCUUCGAGCCACUGGUGGCGAGGUCGGUGCAUCCUCUGCUCUCGCUCCUAAGAUCGGUCCCCUGGGUCUUUCGCCCAAGAAGGUCGGAGAAGACAUUGCUAAGGCAACUGGUGACUGGAAAGGCUUGCGCGUAACUGUCAAGCUCACCAUCCAGAACCGUCAAGCCGCUGUUUCUGUCGUCCCUACUGCCUCGUCCCUCAUUAUCAAGGCCCUGAAGGAGCCCCCUCGCGACCGCAAGAAGGAGAAGAACAUCAAGCACAACAAGUCUGUCAGCCUCGACGAGAUUAUCGAGAUUGCUCGCACCAUGCGCUACAAGUCUUUCGCCAAGGAGCUGUCUGGCACUGUUAAGGAGAUCUUGGGUACUGCUUACAGUGUGGGAUGCCAGGUCGAUGGCAAGCCCCCACAGUCUAUCAUUGAAGCCAUUGACAGCGGCGACAUCGACAUUCCGGAAGAGUAA